AGGGGAGGGGGCUGUCUCAGAGGCCUGUCAAUCAAAGUGUGGUGGGGAGGGGAGGGGGGGAGAGAGAGACCCCUGAGCGAUGCAGCAGAGGAAGCAGAGGAGGAGGAGGAUGGAGGGCAGGGUCGCAGGAUGCGAUGGCGAGUGAGCCCCCCAGCGCCAGGGCCGUGCCCCCUCCUCCGGCCCCCCCUCCGCCCAGACUGACCCGCCUGACCUCCGGCCCCUGGAAGCGCCCUGCCGGAGGGGGGUCCUCCCCGCACGCCGCCCCCUCCCCCUCCUCUGCCCUGCCCCCCUCCUCCUCCUCGGGACCCCGGUUCUGGGAGGGCCAGGACGUGCUGGCCCGCUGGACCGACGGGCUGCUCUACCUGGGCACUAUCAAGAAGGUGGACCCCCUGCGCCAGGUCUGCCUGGUUCAGUUUGAGGACGACUCCCAGUUCCUGGUGCUCUGGAAGGACAUCAGCCCAGCGGCCCUCCCCGGGGAGGAGGCCUCCUGCUGCGUCUGCCACUCCGAGGCCGCCGGGCCCGAAAACCGGCUGGUCAGGUGCGCCAAAUGCAGCCACGCCUUCCACCAGGAGUGCCACUUGCCCCGGGUGUUGAGCGAGGGCCCAUGGAUGUGCCGCCAGUGCGUCUUCGCCGUGGCCACCAAGCGUGGGGGAGCGCUGAAGAAGGGCCCCUACGCCAAGGCCAUGCUGGGCAUGAAGCUGGUGCUCCCCUACCAGCUGAAGGCCCUGGACUGGGACCCCGAGCACCUCACCAACCGCCAGCAGUGCUACUGCUAUUGCGGGGGGCCCGGAGAGUGGAACCUGAAGAUGCUCCAGUGCUCCCAGUGCUCCCAGUGGUUCCACGAAGCCUGCACCCAGUGCCUGAGCAAGCCCCUCCUCUAUGGGGACAGGUUCUACGUCUUUGAGUGCUGCGUCUGCCGAGGGGGCCCCGAAAGCGUCCUCCGGCUGCCCCUCCGAUGGGUGGACGUGGCGCACCUGAUCCUGUACCACCUGAGCAUCUGCUGCAAGAAGAAGUACUUUGACUUUGAGCGGGAGAUCCUGCCCUUUGCCAGCGAGAACUGGGACAGCCUCCUCCUCGGAGAGCUCUCAGACACCCCAAAGGGGGAGCGCUACAGCCAGCUCCUGAACGCUCUGACCGGACACAAGGACAGAUUCAUUUCCGGGAAGGAGAUCAAGAAGCGCAAGGGGCUCUUUGGACUGCACUCGAGGGUCCCCCCGCCGGCCCCCCAUGUCGCGGACGGAGGGCUCCCCCUCAUUUCGGAGGACAGGUUCCUUUCAGGGCAGGGCAGGCGGGGGAAGGGGCCGCAGAGGGGCCUCCGGGGGGCACAGAGGCAGCAGCAGCAAAGCAGGCGGAGGAGCAGCAGGCAGCGGGACAAGGACAAGGACCAGGACCAGGACCAGGGUGGCCUCAGCAGCAGCAGCAGCAGCAGCAGCAGCAGCAACGUCCAGGAGAAGGGGCCGCCGCAAGAAGCCCCUGCCCAGGAGGUGGCCCCGACCCCGGCCAGCACUAGCCAGGGCCACAGCGGCGGCGGUAGCGGGGGCAACGAGGGCGGCCCCUCCAGCACCUACAACUUCCGCCGCACGGAUGCCCGCUGCCAGGACAGCGCCUCGAUCCGGAUGUUCGCCUCCUUCCAUCCCUCGGCCAACACUGCAGGGACCUUGAGCACAAACGGCAAUGGCGGAAGCAGCAGCAGCAGCAGCAGCGGUAUCUCCUUGGAUCCUUCCGACGCGGCGGCACUCGCACCCGGCGCUUCCUCUUCCUCGGCCGCCCCCGAGAGCCCCCCCGAGCGGCGCCCCCCCAGCGCCUUCCCUCCCCCUCGCGCCCCCCCCAAGCGCCACCCCCCUCAGCCCCCGCCCCCCCUCCCGCCGCCCCCCGCCCCCCCUCCCCCCUCCUCCUCCUCCACCAGCAGCUACUUCGGGGCCAUGGGGCGCCUGGCGCGUGGGGAGGCCGUGCGCAUCCUGGCCCGGAGGGUCACCACCGAGGGCACCGUCCAGUACUUGGUGGAGUGGGACGGAGGGGGCAUGUUCUAGGCCCUCGGCUUUGCAGGGGGAGGACGAGGACGACGAAGAGGGAGAGAAGGGCAUCGCCUGCGGUUCUGACUGCAUUCCGGAAGCGCCAGCCACCCCUUGGGGUUCCCGCUGGAUUCCCGGACGAAGUGGGAGAGGAAAGGCCACCGCUCGCAGUUCAGACAUGGAGGAGGAAGAGGAGGAGGAGGAGGAAGAGGAGCAGGAGGAGGCGGCCCAGGCGACGGGAUGGACUCCCGGCCGAAAUGCGGGGAGACCGAGGAGAGGAAGGGGGAACCCGUGCGCGGAGCAUCUCAAGAAUGACUCUGGACACGGGAACCCCCUUGAGAAGGCCACGGACUAGGAGGCACUUCCUUGCGCGACUAGAUGUGGAGUUUCUUAGGAGGGGAGGAAGAAGGCGAGGAGACGACGAGGAGGAGGAGGAGGAGGAGGAGGAGGCCCCCUUUUCACCAGCCGCCACUUUGUGUCGCCCCCAUCCAGACUCUGCGGGAGGGGGGUCUUUGCACAAGAGUUUCGAUUUCGGUUUAUGUUCUGAAGGUUCUUUCUGUUAUAGUUAAGAGGCAGGGGGACGUAGGGGGUCUGGAAGGGGGUCCCACCCCCCCUCCUCCCCCCUCGGCCCCGUUUUAGUCUGCAUCCGCAUUUCGUAGCUGCUGCCUUUGCACCGCCUGCCGUUGCUGCUGCUGCUGAACUGACUCUGUACAAAAACUGCAAAUAAAAAGAGCUUGCCAUAGAAAAAGAGA
Messenger RNA from Anolis carolinensis (green anole), 2764 nucleotides. It is a transcript of the gene phf1, whose product is annotated as PHD finger protein 1. The record is from RefSeq and is a predicted model, not a curated record. Gene Ontology annotation, biological process: regulation of DNA-templated transcription; chromatin organization. Lineage: Eukaryota; Metazoa; Chordata; Lepidosauria; Squamata; Anolidae. Gene Ontology annotation, cellular component: nucleus. Gene Ontology annotation, molecular function: chromatin binding; DNA binding. The transcript is spliced from 15 exons. Bases 135 to 2030 code for a protein of 631 amino acids.